Messenger RNA from Lucilia sericata (common green bottle fly), 689 nucleotides. RefSeq names its product low molecular weight phosphotyrosine protein phosphatase 2-like. Gene Ontology annotation, molecular function: protein tyrosine phosphatase activity. The record is from RefSeq and is a predicted model, not a curated record. Gene Ontology annotation, biological process: protein dephosphorylation. NCBI's taxonomy places the organism in Eukaryota, Metazoa, Arthropoda, Insecta, Diptera, Calliphoridae.
AAUUCCAAACAAAUACGAAAUUAACAAAAACUCACUAAACUCCAAAAUGACCAAAAAGAUUCUAAUGGUUUGCAUGGGCAAUAUUUGUCGUUCACCCAUAGCAGAGGCCGUAAUGGCGAAAAUUAUUCAGCAAAACAAAGCAGCUGCUGCGACAGACGAAUGGUUCAUUGAUAGUGCGGCCUUGGUGGGUUACCAUUCAGGUUCACUGCCCGAUGAAAGAGCAUUAAAUGUCUUGAAAAGACAUGGUAUUACAUACGAUAAGGAAGCACGAGUGAUAAAAACUGAAGAUUUCCAAGAAUUUGAUUACAUAGUAUUUGGCAUGGAUCCUGGUAAUGUGGCAGAAUUAAAGAGAAGGGCUCCGGUGGGGGCGAAAGCUCAAAUUUUAUUAUUGGGUGAUUAUGGCUUAAAGGACGAUGAAAAGAUUAUACACGAUCCUUAUUAUUUUUUAGGCGAAGAACCCUUUGAAAUUGUCUACCAACAAUGCCAACAAGCUUGUGAGGCCUUUUUGCAAACACUUCUUUAAAAAAAACAAAUGUUUUUAAUUUUUCACUAAAAUCUAUAAAUUACUUAAAUCUAGCACACACUUUUCUUUAAUUUUAAACACUUUUUAUGAAAUAAACGAAAGAAAACUAUGUAUUAAAGAGAAAACAAGCUAAAAAUCCGCCGCCAUAAUUUAAACUUUUCUAGGC